Culex quinquefasciatus (southern house mosquito) is the source of this 3870-nucleotide messenger RNA. RefSeq names its product phosphatidate cytidylyltransferase, photoreceptor-specific (gene Cds). Bases 631 to 1995 code for a protein of 454 amino acids. Gene Ontology annotation, cellular component: endoplasmic reticulum membrane. The transcript is spliced from 7 exons. Gene Ontology annotation, molecular function: phosphatidate cytidylyltransferase activity. NCBI's taxonomy places the organism in Eukaryota, Metazoa, Arthropoda, Insecta, Diptera, Culicidae. The record is from RefSeq and is a predicted model, not a curated record.
AGCAGAAUCAGUUUAGUCUCGGUGGUGGUAAUGUGUAGAAGUGGUUUGUGAUUGUGAGUGCGGUCUCGGCUGAUCAUAAAACGAGCAAAGGAAAAGUAAAUUAAAUUUUCAGAACCCGCAGUCGGUCCGGGGGAAAAAAACGAAAAACAACAAUCAUCACACGGCUAGUGAAAGCAAAGUUUACGGUAUCGAACUUUAGUUUGAGGAAGGUGGAGUACCUCAAACGUCCAGAAUCUCUCCGACUAACUGGCCAAGGUUUGGGCAGCAGCAGCAGCAGUGUGAUGGCGAAUGUAAACAGAGAAGCAUCUUGGGCAAAUUGAAGCGACAAAUCGUGGUUGAUUACAUUAGUGCAUGGUGUAGAAGUAAAUUUUAUCACUGAAAGAAAAAAAAUUACAGUUAAAUCUACGUAAUUUGACAAAUCAAAGUUACAGUCAAAGGUUGUUGAGGGUAGAAACCAGUUCGAGCUAGGAAGUCAAGUGCAAGGUGAAGGAAAAAGGUCGUCUCAGCAAGCUUUAGACUAGUGGAACCGACUGGUUUGAGCAGCAGGUGCUAGUUUUUAGUGCAGUGUCAAAGUGCACAACAAGCAGUUUGCUUAGAUCUCGAGAGGAAAAUAAAGCACAGCAAAUAAAAAUGAGUGCGGAAGCGGAAAUCCGACGCCGGAACAUCGGUGAGGGAGAUUCCCUUGGGGAAUCCUCGCUCAAACCGGACGACAAAGGCCAGAAACCCGCCCAGGAAUCGACCACGGCCGAAAGCUCCGACCACAUUGACUCCGAGGAGGAAAAGCUACCGGAAGAGAAAUAUGUGGAAGAAAUGUCCAAAACGUUGCCCCAAGGGACAAACAAAACCCCGGAAGUCCUGGGGCAAGCGCUAAGUGGACUGCCGGACAGAUGGCGAAACUGGGUAAUACGAGGAAUUUUCACAUGGAUCAUGAUCAGUGGAUUCUGUCUCAUCAUUUACGGAGGUCCACUUGCGCUGAUGAUCACGGCCCUCGCCGUGCAGGUGAAAUGCUUCGAGGAAAUCAUCUCCAUCGGCUACUCGGUGUACCGGAUUCACGGCCUGCCCUGGUUCCGCAGCCUGUCGUGGUACUUCCUGGUCUCGUCCAACUACUUCUUCUACGGCGAGAAUCUGGUCGAUUACUUUGGCGUGGCCGUUAAUCGCGUGGAUUCGCUCCGGUUUCUAGUCAAGUACCAUCGGUUCCUGUCGUUCUGUUUGUACAUCAUCGGGUUCGUUUGGUUCGUGCUGUCGCUCGUGAAGCGCUACUACAUGAAGCAGUUCAGCCUGUUUGCCUGGACGCACGUGGCGCUGCUGAUUGUGGUCACCCAGAGCUACUUCAUCAUUCAGAACAUUUUCGAGGGGCUGAUUUGGUUUAUCGUGCCGGUUUCGAUGAUUGUGUGUAACGACGUGAUGGCGUACAUGUUUGGGUUCUUCUUUGGCCGGACGCCGCUGAUCAAGCUGAGCCCCAAGAAGACCUGGGAGGGCUUCAUCGGGGGUGGAUUCGCUACCGUCGUGUUUGGACUGCUGUUUUCCUACUGGCUGUGCCAGUUCCAGUACUUUGUGUGUCCGAUCGAGUACUCGGAGAGCGCCGGCCGGAUGACCAUCGAGUGCGAACCGAGCUAUUUGUUCCAGCCGCAGGAGUACAGCAUUGGGUCGACCACGAUCACGAUGUACCCGUUCAUGUUGCACUCGCUGUCGCUGAGCAUCUUCAGCUCGGUGAUUGGACCGUUCGGAGGUUUCUUCGCGUCUGGGUUCAAGCGAGCAUUCAAAAUUAAGGACUUUGGUGACAUGAUCCCCGGACACGGUGGAAUUAUGGAUCGUUUCGACUGUCAGUUCCUGAUGGCGACAUUCGUGAACGUGUACAUUUCCAGCUUCAUUCGUGUUGCUUCGCCGCAGAAGCUUCUUAAUAUGGUUUACAGUCUGAAGCCCGAACAGCAGUUGCAGUUGUUCAACCAGCUUAAGGACAACCUCGAGGAACGCAACAUCAUCAAUUUGAACUAAGCCGCUGACGCCGUCCAACGACGCUGUUGGAGAAAGUAUUUUUAAUUGAUGAAAAUUCCGUACUGAAUUUGCAAUAUUUACAAACAUUUGAAUAUUCACACACUCACAUACAAUCCACACACACACAGCAACUGGGCUGAACAGAUUGAGAAUAAUAUAUACCAGCCCUGCGUUGCAAGAAUGAAAUUGGAAAAGGGAUUUUGAACUAUUUUCGGGAUCUUUUCUAGCUAUCGUGGGCGCGUUCUGGCCACAGCAUGAAUUGUUACGCGGCGUACCAAAAAGCAAGGGUCAGAAUGCGGGGAAAUGUUUUCGAAUGUGGUGAGUAGAAUUUGUAACAUUUUUUUAACAACCGUGGACGAGAUAUUUCACGGUACCGUGGCAAAUCUGUGUGUGCAAAAGCAAAUAUUUAUAUAUGAAAUGCAGUUAUAUAAACAUCAUGUAGCGAAUAAUAUAGAUCAAUGUGUAGGAUUAAAUUACAAAACUGUUGAAAUCAUACGAUUGAUGUACGUUGCCGAUGAAUCAUUCUCUUUAUAUAACUGGAAAUGUUUACAACGUCGUUGCUAUCUAGAGUGUAAGAUUCUAUGCCCAAUCCUUCAUAUACGAUGAUAUGACCUUACUGGUUGCCCCAGUUUAGAAGCCUCCCUUCCUUCCCAGUCGUCUUCUUGUUAUCACCCUUUAGACUAAUAUCAUUGUCGAGAAGUUGUAACGAAAACAAUGCCAGCUUAAGUUAGCAAGCUUGAUUUCUGAUAUUCCGUUAGUGUUAGAGAAUACGUACGUAACGAAACCCGACAUGAACAGUGUUACACACUAUACGAUGGAGAGAAAAUAAAGAGAUGGGAAUAUAAGUAGAAUUUGCUGUGCCUCUACAUUCCAGAAAUGCGUUUGCGACUCCAUCUUCUGUAGUGUUAUUCUUAAUACUCGAUACAACGAAGACGCGCGCCUGUAGAUUUGAACAGCAAUUUUGAUCCCAGUUUACAGAUUUCCCGUAAUCAUCGUGUUCAGUAAAUCCAUCAUUGAAUUUAUUUAUACCUUAUAUUUCCUAAAGUGCAAUCAAAAUCGAAAUGAUUUCAGAAUCGAGCAAGUAAAAUUGGUUUAUGUUGGUUGUAAAUUUGGUUUAAACUAUCUUGUUAUUUGCUGAAUUCGAGGCAGUAAUGAAAUCAAAUGUUAUUUGCGUUGUUACCAUUAUUUUAAUUCAAUUAUGUGUUGAAAUUCUUCUUGUUAAGUGCUCGAAGCUUUCCGAAAAUAGCUCAUAUUCAGCGCAAUGCAGUUCAUGUUAUCAAGAAUCGGUUAAAUUUGUGUAGAUAUUAUGUUUGUUUUUAAAGUAGAAAUAGUUCAGUGUUUAAUUUUCUUUGUUUAGUAGUUAAAAUAGUUAUAUUUUUACUUUAUUUACGAUUAAUUACUUUAAAGACUCAAUGAUUUUCAACAGACAAAACCGAUACAAUCAAACCUAACCGAUCGUUGCUUCAAACAUCGACACCAAAAGUUGUUUCAAGCUGCAACGUAAAAUUACCCCCUCCUCCUACCUUCCGACAAAUCCCCCGAAAGACCUUCUCACGCAUGUGGGUAGAAACCUCACGUUUGGUUGGCCAUUUGAGGUUUUAUUUUUCUUUCUUUCGCGGGGAAAUGAACUAAUCGAAAAACUUUAUAACGUAAGAUUGUGGUGAACCUUAAUCGUUGGUAAAGUGAAGAAUUAAAAAAAAAACAAAUAACAAUGUCGAGCAACCCAAACAUUAUAAUUAUCAUUAUGAAAUACCAAAAUAUAUCUAAACUUUCUGUUGUACAAACAAACAGGUUAUGGCAGUGAAAAUGGAACAAAAGAAUCAAGUUGUAAGCUAUAUUAAAACAGACUAAAAAACCCUUCUAUGUAAAUGUGAA